AUGAAGAAAUUUUUCUGGAAGAGUAUUCGAGGUCACCAUGCGACGAGUGCUGAAGCUUUAGCUUCCUCUGCCGCAGUACCUGUAAGUCCUAGCUUUGCGUUUAUUGAUAACUCGCAGGGUGCCUCUGCUGCAACAGCCGAGCUAUCAAAGGCUCUCGAUACUGUGCUGAACCAGAUCGAGCCAGAUGCCUCGAUCUCUCAGAAUGGUUGCCAGAACUAUGAAUUCACACGCGAUUAUAUCGUCAUGCCGUCCGCCGGUGGCACUGUCAAAGCGAUGACGACCACUAUCGUAGCUCCUCGAGAUGGCAUCGACUUGGACAACAAGUUCCUGCCAGCACUUGUUGUCGCAGUUCGAGGCAGCGAGAGUCUGAUGGACCAUAUGGUGAACGCGAAUACAAAGCCAAAAAGUGUUGCAGACUUCAUCAAAUUCGCUAAUGAGAACAUCGGCCAUAUUUUCUCUAAAUCUCACACUCCGGCUGUCGCUGAUUGCAAAGCCCAUUCCGGAUUCUUGAACAGCGCCGAGGCCCUCAACGCCAUAUGCUCCCAGAGAAUCGACGAAUAUAUCCAGAAAGCUGGCAGCGAGCGUUGUCAUAUUGUCUUUACUGGACACUCUGCUGGCGGCGCAGUUGCCUCUUUACUCUACUUGCGCCAUAUAUCUAACCAAAUUCCCGGUAAGCAAGAGUUGUCCAAUUCCUCUAUUCGUCUUUCUUGCAUUACAUUUGGGGCACUGCCUGUCGUUGAUUCCUCGGUACUGGCCUUCCAUCCGCAACGCGAGCAGUCAGGAGGAGUUUGUAUGAAUUUUGUCAACGAGUUUGACAUGGUUAGUCGGGCAGAUCGCCCCUAUAUUAUAUGCCUGGUCAACCUCCUCCGGUCACUUCACGGGAGGCCGCCUCUUGGCUCGGAUGAAGAUGAGGCAAAUUUCCAUGCAGUGCCUUCCCCGGAGACCUUAAACCCAGAGACAAAAGCGUCUGAUUCAGCGAACUUGCUGGCGGAGAAUGUUUGGCCAGUAACGCCAUGCUACUACCAUCAUGUUGGACCUCGCAUUGUCCUCCUAAAACGCCUCGAACAAGCUUUUCAAUCGGAGGGAUACUUGCUUGAGUUGAGAGCUAUGAUUGUCCCGCCGGAAGAGUUCCAGAAAUUGCUAUUUUGCAGAUUAGCAGUGCACCGAAGAGUAUGUUAUGCGGAGAGAGUACAGAUGAUUGAAGAGGGGAAGUUCAACGGAUGCAGCAGUUGGGCCUUAUAG
This is a messenger RNA of Arthroderma uncinatum, 1242 nucleotides long. RefSeq lists its product as uncharacterized. Gene Ontology annotation, biological process: lipid metabolic process. Bases 1 to 1242 code for a protein of 413 amino acids. NCBI's taxonomy places the organism in Eukaryota, Fungi, Ascomycota, Eurotiomycetes, Onygenales, Arthrodermataceae. The record is from RefSeq and is a predicted model, not a curated record. The transcript is spliced from 4 exons.